AUGGAGUCACCUGACGCCAUCCCAGCGAUCGCCACCGUCAAAAGUCCGACGACAUCCCUUCGAUUAACCAUCCGUCACGAGCGGGGCAAUUCCGAGGAAUACCAGCCGUCCGAAAGUGCAUCAUCCUCGAGAUCGCGUCCUCCUCGUCGCCGCAAAUCUACCAACCCGCGCCUCCGUAAGGCCCUGACAGCACCCCGUCCACCGAAGUCACCGCAACCGAAGCAACAACCCAAGCGCCCAGAGAUGGCCCACGGCGCCGAAGACUGCGCGACUGUCCUCGACCAAUUCGUCCACGAUGUCGCCAACUUACCGCUGGAAAUCAACCAUCUGAUGGAGGAGAUUCAGGCGAAAGACAAGGUCAUGCAGGAUUGUCGGGCCACCAUCAACUCGCGCGACGGCAGCAUCCAGAAAUUCAUCAAGCUGAACGGCAGUCUGGCUCCAAACCCGAAAGAAGAGCAGUACAGCAAAUCAGUACUGCAGAGUCUGGACAAAUAUCGCCAGAUCAAGCGCCUUGACGUGCGCAUUCGCGAUCUAGUGAACGAAGGCCUCCUCUCCAACGACCCUCCUUUACCCUCAAUGUUCGAUAAAAAGGCCGACUACCGCGAACCGCCAAAGGUGUUCUUCCCGGAUUCCACUCCCUCCGAAACACCCGCAUACUCGACCCCCCUCAACCCGACCUCGGGAAAUUCAAACCCAAUUCUCGCUGCCGCUCAUCGUCUCAGCCAAGCAACGCCGCGUAUCUCGACCGCUGCCGCUCUGGCCGCAGCACAGGGUAGCGGCCGGAGCUCGGCGCCAGCUACACCUGGCGGCGCAGCGGGCAUGCAUCUCCAACAACGGCAGCGCGAAUCCUCCGCCGGCGCAGUGGACAGCAAGCGUCGUCGUUUAAACCCACCAUUCGGUACACUGCCCUCUGCAUCGUCAAAUCUUCGCCAGUCAUCUCUUGGCCCUGGCACACCCAAGGCAGGAACACCGACAGGAAGUCGAGCGGGAAGUGCCCAGCCUCCUCGCGGCGUAAACGUCGGAGUUAAGAAAGCGCUCACGAAGAAAAUCGCCCCCCCACCAACAAGUCAAGAAAAUCAAAUCGUCCGCUGCGCAAGUGGUCGGAUCAAAGCGUCGAAGAAAUCCCCCGGUGAACGCGCGGAUGAUGAUGACGACUCCAUGCUCAGUAGUGCGGACAUGUCUGAGUCGGAUAAGAAUGAUGAGAGUGCUGAGGAUGAUCUUGAUGAUGACGAUGAUGAGGAUGAGGGUAAUGAAGAUACCAAGGUGUACUGUACUUGUCGGACUGUCAGUCAUGGUGAUAUGGUUGCCUGUGAUAAUGAUAAUUGUCCGUAUGAGUGGUUUCACUGGAAAUGUGUCGGGCUCACCAGGGAGCCCGUGGGUACUUGGUAUUGUGAUGAGUGCAGAAGUACCCUCGGCAAGUAG
Molecule: messenger RNA, 1422 nt
Organism: Penicillium waksmanii
Lineage: Eukaryota; Fungi; Ascomycota; Eurotiomycetes; Eurotiales; Aspergillaceae
Product: putative PHD finger domain protein
Exons: 3
Coding region: 1-1422 (473 amino acids)
Biological process (GO): regulation of DNA-templated transcription
Cellular component (GO): Rpd3L complex; nucleus; Rpd3L-Expanded complex
Source: RefSeq, a predicted model, not a curated record